UCGUCCUUCAUUUUACUGGCACACACCGACGACCGCCACCGCCGAAGACGACACAGACGCCGAGACCGUUCUCGUCUCCGGAGGGCUAAAUCCGACAAUUCAAGCUUAAAGUUUUGGUCUUUUGGCGAACCAGGGAUCGGUGUGACCUGAGAAGAAUGGGAAGUACUGGCGCUGAAGAUAUUUUGAUGAGUGAGCCCACGAUAGAGAUAAAAGUAAAGACAUUGGAUUCACAAACUUAUACUCUCAAAGUGGAUAAAGAGAUGCCAGUUCCUAUUUUGAAAGAACAGAUUGCCUCUGUUACUGGUGUGCUGUCAGAGCAACAACGGCUAAUAUGCAGAGGAAAAGUUCUCAAGGAUGAUCAGCUUCUCUCCGCCUAUCAUGUUGAGGAUGGCCACACCUUACAUUUGGUUGUCAGACAACCUAUUCCACCAUCAUCUGAGGGACUAGCAGAUCAUUCAGCAACUGAUCCUGCUUCAAGUACAAGCCGUGGUCGAUCAAGUGUCUUCAUUGAAAGUUUCAGUUUGCCUGUUGGGGGGGAUGUUCAACCAGAUUAUAGUCGGUUUCUCUCCGCUGUUCUGGGCUCUGUCGGAAUUCCAAAUAUUGCAAGUGCCAGUGAAGGGGUUGAUGUCAUGUUUCCUCCUGGGACAAAUAGGCCAGAAAGGACAUCAGGUUUGAGUGGUUUGUUUGGUUUAACCCAACUUCUUUCUGAGCAAACUACCGCAAGGGCUCAACCUGAUGGAUCAAAUGACACUUUUGGUCAGUCCGCGGCAUUUUCAUUGGGGAAUCUGCCACCUCUGGUGAUUCCUGAUUCGUUGAAUACUUUAUCUCGAUAUCUGAGUCAUAUAAGGCGCGACUUUCAGGCAAUUGCCAGAGAUGGAGGACAGAGUCAAGCAGCUAUUCAUAGGAAUGACGGAAGUUCGAAUUCGUCAUCUGGUUCUGGAAUAAGACGAGAGGGCCCCCCCUCACCUGCAUCAUUGGCAGAAGUCAUCCGUACUGCUAGACUAUUACUCAUUGAACAAGUUGGAGACUCUCUACUUCAACUUGCAAGCCAGUUGGAGAAUCAAGCAAAUGUGACGGAUCACUCAGUAAGGAGGCGAAUCCAAGCCAGUUCAUUGAGUACCGGAGCCGUGAUUCAUAAUUUAGGUGCCUGUUUACUUGAACUUGGCCGUACAAUGAUGACAGUGCAAAUGGGCCUAACACCGUCUGAUGCAGUGGUUAAUGCUGGACCUGCAGUUUUCAUAUCCCCGACGGGUCCUAACCCUAUAAUGGUUCAGCCUCUUCCAUUUCAAUCAGGAAUGAGUGUAGGUGCCAUGCCCAUGGGAGCUCUGCAGCCUGGUUCUGGUCUACUGAAUGGAUUUGGUUCUGGUUUUCAUCCAAGGCGUAUUGAUAUACAAAUACGAAGAGGUUCACCAACGACCACUGCCAAUGUCAAUCGAGAGGAGCAUCUCGAUCUUCAGCAACCUUUACAAAGAAACGCAGCACCAAGUUCAGGUGGUGAAAAUCCUGCCAAUCAAACAGCGCCAAGUAUCUCAGAUGGUUCAGCUUCUGCUGGAGAUUUGGGUGUAAGGCCAAGGGUAGUGCCAAUCAGGACCGUACUUGGCAGUCGCAUACCAUCGGAGUCUGCUGGUAGUUCAUUUGGGUUAUACUAUCCAUUUCUUGGAAGGUCUCAAAAUGUAGCUUCUGGAAAUGUGAAUGCUGAGCAAGUAUCUCAAGCAUCUGGUGAUCGUCAUCCUGCCGGCCUUCAUACUGAUCGGCAAUCUUCAGAAAACAUUACAGAUCCUGCAAGAGAGGGAUCAACUCCCUAUAUAAGGCAACCAGAUCCCCCCAUUGGACGAAGUGUUAGUAUCAACCUUUUUUCAUCUGGUGGAACCCAAAACGAUCAAGAAUCUGAGAGACAGGUCCCAAGCGGUAUUUUAAAUAUACUAAGGGCUCUCUUUCCUGGUGAUGAAAUUCGCGUAGAAGAUGGCAGUGUACAAGGAAUGAAUUCUAGUUCUGUAUCAGAUCAGGCAAGGACACCUAGUGGUGUUGCUGUUGCUCCAGAAGCUGAACUGAGGGUUACUGAAGAAGGAUUAUUUUUGUCUAAUUUGCUUCAUCAAGUAAUGCCAUUGAUAUCUCAAGCAGCAACUAGAGAGCCAGGUCAUGUACCUGCAGAAGCGGAAAAUUCUUCUGAGCACACAAUGGCCCAAGACUCUUCCACCGUGACGGAAAAUUCCAAUGUUGGGACAUCGCGUCGGCAUAGUCAGAGUGAUUGUGACGAGCCUCCUAGUUCAAAACGUCAAAAGAACGAGUAGGUUAUCUUGUCUAAGCAGCUAUCCAUGGUGAAAAGUGAUCAGUUAUCUUCAGUUACAAAAUCAUGUACUUCUGCUGCCGGCAAAUGGUGCAUGGCGUUACUCAUUGUGUCAAUAUCGGCUUUCUUUUUUUACAUCUCAAGCAAGAUUGUAGAACUUUUGAGUUAUGAUUUGCUCUGGGGACGUGAUUUUGAAGAUAUAUAAAUAUGAGAGAGUUAUUUGACUUG
Messenger RNA from Fragaria vesca subsp. vesca, 2515 nucleotides. RefSeq lists its product as uncharacterized. Gene Ontology annotation, cellular component: BAT3 complex. The record is from RefSeq and is a predicted model, not a curated record. The transcript is spliced from 16 exons. Gene Ontology annotation, molecular function: misfolded protein binding; polyubiquitin modification-dependent protein binding. The coding region runs from base 156 to 2291 and encodes 711 amino acids. Lineage: Eukaryota; Viridiplantae; Streptophyta; Magnoliopsida; Rosales; Rosaceae.